Molecule: messenger RNA, 1899 nt
Organism: Mesorhabditis spiculigera
Lineage: Eukaryota; Metazoa; Nematoda; Chromadorea; Rhabditida; Rhabditidae
Source: the annotation of a GenBank genome assembly
ACGGGCCUCCAUGUCCCGGCAAAGAAAUGGGAGGAAUGUGCAUUGACGCGGAAAUACAUGCGCUUCGUGCAGCAGAAAACCCGGGUGCAGGACCAAUUCUCAGAAGAGUUCUUCAAGAAUCACGCCUCGAACAGCAGAAUCGAUACCUUUACGAUUAAAAUGACAUUCAUGACCGAUGAACUCCUCUGCGAUCUGAUGAAGUGGAUCGGAGACGGCGAAGUCGUAAUUCGAGGCCUAUCGAUGGAAGACGUCCGGCCUUACUUUGAAGAAGAGCUCUUCAACCGAUAUUUGAAAUUUAUCAACCCUCGUCUCCUGUGCUGGAGAGCCUCUAUGGAAGACGGGGCAAAAUCACCUUGUAUUAUCGUACCUCAAAAAUGCCAACUCCUCGACGUUGCCAAUGCUCAAGUGGACCUCACAAACUCGAAUCAGCUAGAAUAUGUCAUCUUGAGAGAUGUGCAUCAGGAAUCGCAGCGGUUAUUCAUGCAGGGUAUCUUCGACAACCAGUUCCCCAAGCUGAAAGCAGCGCUUUUAUGCGUAGACUCGAUCGGGCAGCGCCAAGAGAACUUGUGGUCGAAUAAGCAAUGGAAAGCGAUCGGUUUCAAAAUCAGGACGUUGUACAGUCGACAACCCGGAGCGCAUACGAUUCACGACAUCAGACGGAUUGACUCGAAGUGGAUGGACAAAGACCGAGCGACUGGUGGCUAUGCCGCGGAAUCUGUGCCGGAGCAAUUGUCCGACGUGAAACUAAACGACUAUCUAGGAGCAAUUAAAUCCAUUGAGGACACGGCACUUGCUCAGGUCCACCAGGUGUAUUCUGAAGCUGAAGCCGCUAAGGUUGAGCUUUAUGGCUCGUGGGCUUCUCGGGUGAAGCAGGUAUGGAAAGACAAGAUGAUGAAAGACGCGGAGAAGGCUCUUCAGCUGGAGCUGAUCAAACAGGAGAUGGUUGACCGAUACAAGGCCGAGACCGAGAAGGUCUAUAUGCAAGCCGUCCAGGCCGCCAAGGAGUACCAACAAGCCUACCUUGACGCCAAGGCCGCCCAGCGCCAAGCCAUCGCCGACAAGUACAACGAGUUCAAGCAGAUUGUCAAUGCCUCGAUCGAAGCCAAGGUGGCGCAGGCCAAGGAGAACAUGGCUGAAAUCGGCGCGUACCUGCAGCAAGUCGACGAGCUCUACCGUAAUCACAAGGCUGCUAGCGAUGCGGCCAUCGAGGAGCGCCGUCAGGCCCUCAAGGACAAGCUGGCCACCAUCUACAACCAACUUGAGACCCAGGGCAACGAGCUGAAGGCUGAUGGCGAACGACUUGGAGCCGAUCUGAAGGCGUUCAUGGAGAAGCGCUAUCAAUACAAGCAAGACGGACACGGCGCGGCCAAGGAAGUCUUGAAGGAGGUGUUGACCGAGUCGUUGGAGCAAAAGCUUGAGAAGAAGCUAGACAAGGAACUUCAAAAAAUGGUAGAGGACGAGAUCAAGGGCAAACUGAAGCACCCGAAGAUGGCCCUCCCAGUAGUGGUGAAGAAAACGACCGACACCGAGACCGAGACCAAAGUUGUGUCCCCUGAAUACAAGGCUACACUUCUGGAGACCCUCACCGGAGCUUCAGCCUGGGAAACUGUCGCCUGGGUCCUGUUGGCCCUUUGCAUCCUCCUAUCCGUCGCCCUGAUCGCCCUGAUCGCCUACCAGUAUUACCAGGUGGCCCAGAAGAACAAGUACGGCAAGCUGGAGGGUGUCGACAGUCCGCAUAGGCCCUCAAUGGCUCGCGCCGAGCGAGCACCCAUCAACACGGCGCCCCCACUCACCUACACGCAUGAGAAGCCCCUCUUCGGUUCCGGACUGCCGGGACCUUCCGUAACCGCCUCCGAUCCGUUGCCCGUUCCCCCACCCCUUGACGAUACGCAGCAAUUU